CUUCUCUACAUCAUUUGUGAAGCCGACGCUUCUGCAUCGGAAAGAACGGAAGAGAGAGCUUGGUUAUUUGGCAUUUCCAUAAUUUUCAAAUCUUAUUGUUGGUCAAUUGUCGAUGGCUGCAACGGCAACUGUAACUGCAAAAGCUCCAUCCAGUGGUCCACGUUAUGCACCGGCGGAUCCUACACUUCCGAAGCCAUGGAGAGGUCUUGUUGAUGGGAGCACUGGGAAUCUUUACUUUUGGAAUCCGGAGACCAAUGUCACACAGUAUGAAAGGCCAGUUGCUUCCUCACAUGCCGGCCUGCAUUUGCCUCAGAAGUCUUCUUUUGCCCCUAUAAGUUCCUCGGUCCAAAUUCAGCAGUCUUCUCAAGGACAACAUGGUAAUAGUGGUAGUGAAGAAGAUCUGCGAUACCAUGGAAAUGCUAUUGGUGGGUCAAAAGUUGCAACAUCUCCUGGAUCAAGGAAUCAUCAGAGUUCAAAAGGUGGCAGUGUAUAUUCUCAUCAUGUCCUGAAUGAGCCUAGUGCACAGGCUACAAAGUCAUCAAGCAGAGGGCUUGGGUCUUCAGAUACAGGGAGUGGUUCAUCUGCAGAGUCCUAUCGCCGACACCAUGAAAUAACUGUUUCUGGAGAUAAUGUGCCUGCACCUUUUACAUCAUUUGAAUCUAGUGGUUUUCCUGCAGAGAUUCUUAAAGAGGUACAACAUGCUGGGUUCAGUGCACCAACCCCUAUUCAGGCCCAGACAUGGCCUAUCGCUCUUCAAAGUCGUGAUAUUGUAGCUAUUGCCAAGACAGGCUCAGGAAAAACCUUGGGCUACCUAGUUCCAGGGUUCAUUCAUCUCAAACGCUGCCGCAAGAAUUCUCAGCUUGGUCCAACUGUUUUGGUACUCUCACCAACUAGGGAAUUGGCUACGCAGAUACUAGAUGAAGUGGUGAAGUUUGGUAGAUCAUCAAGAAUCUCGUGCACGUGUUUAUAUGGAGGUGCUCCAAAAGGUCCCCAGCUGAGGGAUCUGGACCGAGGAGCAGAUAUUGUGGUUGCUACUCCUGGCCGUCUGAAUGAUAUUCUGGAAAUGAAGAGAAUUAGCCUGAGUCAAGUUUCAUACAUGGUGCUUGAUGAGGCAGACCGUAUGCUAGACAUGGGUUUUGAACCUCAAAUACGGAAGAUAGUUAACGAGAUACCCGCACGUCGACAAACCCUCAUGUACACUGCAACAUGGCCAAAGGAGGUCCGUAAAAUUGCGGCUGAUUUACUGGUUAACCCAGUCCAGGUUAACAUUGGCAACAUAGAUGAGCUUGUUGCCAACAAAUCCAUCACUCAGUAUGUUGAAGUGGUAGCACAUAUGGAGAAGCAAAGGCGGUUAGAGCAGAUUCUGCGCUCACAAGAACCUGGGUCUAAAUGCAUUGUCUUCUGCUCUACCAAGAAGAUGUGUGACCAGCUUACUCGUACAAUAGGCCACCAGUUUGGAGCUGCUGCCAUUCAUGGAGACAAAUCUCAGGGUGAGAGGGAUUCGGUGUUGAACCAGUUUCGCAGUGGGAGGUCUCCUAUACUUGUAGCAACUGAUGUUGCUGCUCGAGGCUUGGAUGUUAAAGAUAUCAGGUAG
Telopea speciosissima is the source of this 1594-nucleotide messenger RNA. Its product is annotated as DEAD-box ATP-dependent RNA helicase 14. Lineage: Eukaryota; Viridiplantae; Streptophyta; Magnoliopsida; Proteales; Proteaceae. Bases 113 to 1594 code for a protein of 493 amino acids. Gene Ontology annotation, cellular component: ribonucleoprotein complex; cytoplasm; nucleus. The transcript has 7 exons. The record is from RefSeq and is a predicted model, not a curated record. Gene Ontology annotation, molecular function: ATP binding; protein binding; RNA binding.